Hyla sarda is the source of this 1587-nucleotide messenger RNA. RefSeq names its product piggyBac transposable element-derived protein 4-like. The transcript is spliced from 2 exons. Bases 1 to 1587 code for a protein of 528 amino acids. Lineage: Eukaryota; Metazoa; Chordata; Amphibia; Anura; Hylidae. The record is from RefSeq and is a predicted model, not a curated record.
AUGGCAUCAAAGCGUCACUUUAGCAUCUCCAAAGCGGGUUUGGAUCAGAUGAGUGACAGCGGCAGCGACACAGAGCCCCUCGCAGAAUUGAGCGCCAGCAAUAGCGAUUCGUGGCAAGAUUCGUCAUCCGACUCUGACACCGACCAGAGAAGUGGCGACAGCGACGAUUCUGCACCCGAGCUCAGUGAUGUGCGCACUUGGUGCCCUAUUGAUUGCGGUAUGAAUAAGGUACCGCCGCCAAGAUUUCCGUUUACUGGAUCACCUGGGAUGAAGGUAGACGUUGAGCACAAUGAUCCUUUGGCGUACCUAAAAUUAUUUCUCACAGAUGACGUCAUUGAAAAGAUUGUCACGGAGACAAAUCGCUACAACGAGCAGCAAUCCGCUACUCUGCAUAGCAAGUUUUCCAGGAAUAGAAAAUGGGAACCGGUGACUAAAGAGGACAUCUGGAAGUUUCUGGGGCUAAUACUUCUUCAGGGGGUGGUGGGGAAACCCCUGCAGAAAUGGUACUGGACUACCAAUAAAUUGCUGGCAACCCCAUUUUUUGGCACCAUCAUGUCCGAGUACCGAUUUUCCCUCAUAAUGAAGAAUUUGCACUUCACCAACAACGAGGAAUUUGAUGAAGCCACACAUCCAGCGCCAAAACUCAAGAAGAUCUGGGAAGUAUACCAAAUGAUCCUAAAAAAUUUCCAGCAGGCCUAUGUGCCAGAUAGAGACAUCAGCAUUGAUGAAAGUCUGAUGGCUUACAAGGGACGCCUCAGCUGGAUUCAAUACAUCGCAUCCAAGAGAGCACGGUUUGAAAUAAAAUCCUAUAUGCUCUGCGAGUCUGCCACUGGCUAUAUAUGGAAUUCCGUCAUAUACACCGGGGUAUUGUGUGACAACGGACAACUUUUACACAUCGCCGAGCUGUACGAGUUUCUGCUAAAACACAAGACUGAUGGAUAUGGAACCGUUAGAGCCAACCGACGUGAUCUGCCAUCUAUGUUUGCCAAGAAAAAACUGAAAACAGGAGAAAUGGUUGCCUGGCAGAAAGGAAAGAUGAUGGCAAUGCGUUGGCGUGACAAAAAAGAUGUGUGCCUAAUGAGUACAGUGCAUAACACCUCCACUGCCAUGGUCCACACAAGAGGUGGGAAAUAUGUCAUGAAGCCACAACUUGUGAUUGACUACAACAACACCAUGGGAGGAGUCGAUAGAGCCGAUCAGGCGAUGACAUUUUAUCCGGCUAUGCGGAAACAACAAAAAAAAUAUUACAAAAAAAUCUUCAGGCAUCUCCUGGAACAAUACCUCUGGAAUGCCUAUAUACUGCACAGAGGAAAGAGUGACAAGCCUCUUGUUCAUUCUGACUUUAUCUGGAAGGUGGCGGAGCGGAUUUUUGUGAACUACCAAACGCCAUCAGUGGCCGUGAACAGAUCUGGACGUCGUGCUGUUGAUGUUGUCAACCCAGAACGCCUGACUGGUCGUCACUUUAUGGAUUACAUCCCGCCAACCGCAAAAAAGGCAGCACCUACAAGGAUGUGCGUAGUUUGCUGCUCAAAGCGAGAUGAAAAUGGAAAAAAAAAUCCGAAAGGAAACCAGGUUCCAUUGCCCUGA